This is a messenger RNA of Strongyloides ratti, 1428 nucleotides long. RefSeq names its product Equilibrative nucleoside transporter 3. The transcript has 3 exons. Gene Ontology annotation, biological process: nucleoside transmembrane transport. The record is from RefSeq and is a predicted model, not a curated record. The coding region runs from base 1 to 1428 and encodes 475 amino acids. Lineage: Eukaryota; Metazoa; Nematoda; Chromadorea; Rhabditida; Strongyloididae. Gene Ontology annotation, molecular function: nucleoside transmembrane transporter activity. Gene Ontology annotation, cellular component: plasma membrane.
AUGACUAACACUGGAACAUCCCCAUUACCUACAGAAUCUAAUGAUAACAAUUCUGAUAAAAUUAAUCACUUAGAAUAUCCUAGUGAUCAAGAUGUUCCUUUCAUUGAACAAGGUGACAAAAAUUAUGGAAUGAAAGAGGCUCCACCAGAUAGAUGGAAUGCAGUUUAUUGGAUAAUGUUAUUACAUGGUGUUGGUGUUCUUAUGCCAUGGAAUAUGUUUAUUACAAUUGCUCCAUCAUAUUUUGUUGACUAUAAGUUAACUGAACAUGAUGGUGAUAAAAGUGUAAAAACAAUGUAUGCUUUAAGUUUUUUUUCAUUUCUUGGAUUAUUUUCACAAUUACCAAAUCUUCUUCUUAAUGCCAUUAAUAUUGUUAAUCAACCAAAAGGAGAACUUAUCAAUAGAAUUACUUAUUCAUUAGGAGUUGUUUGUUUUGUUGUUGUUUUUACAAUAAUGAUGAUUUUUAUUGACUCAACAACAUGGGUAGGAAUAUUUUUUUGGAUAACUAUGAUUUCUGUUGCUAUAUUAAAUGCAGCAAAUGGAAUUUAUCAAAAUUCUGUUUAUGGUUUAGUUGCCAAAUUCCCACCAAAUUUUACUAAUGCCAUAAUUCUUGGUAAUAAUAUUGCUGGAACAUUUGUAUCAUUUAUUAAUAUUUUAACAAUUGCCUUUUCUGAUGAUGUUGAGACUGCAGCAUUCUCUUAUUUUGCCAUUGCUUUAUUUACUUUGGUGGCUUGUUUUGUCUCAAUAUUUAUGCUUAAAGAAUUUGAUUUUUAUAAAUAUUAUGCUCAACUUACAAAACGUAUAUUAGCUUCUGAACCAAUUGUAGAUAGAAGAGAUGAAAAAAGAAUUGAUUUUGGACUUUAUAAAGAAGUACUUAAAGAUAGUUGGCCACAAAUGGUAAAUGUUUUUCUUGUUUUCUUUGUUACACUUACAUGUUUUCCUGCAAUUAUGGCUGAUAUAAGAUUAUUCCGAUCAGAUGGAAAAUAUGAUUUUAUAAUUCCUGAAAAAUAUUUUACACCUGUUACAACAUUCCUUCUUUUUAAUCUUCUUGCUGCAAUUGGAUCAUAUUGUGCAAAUUUUAAACAAAUUCCAGGACCAAAUAAAUUAUGGAUUCCUGUCUACCUUCGUAUAAUAUUUAUUCCAUUUUUCUUUUUUUGUAAUUACAGACCAACAUUAAGAACAUGGCCUAUUUUUAUUACAAAUGAAUGGAUUUAUCUUACUGCUGGAUUUAUCAUGUCAUUUACUUCAGGAUACCUUUCAUCACUUGGUAUGAUGUAUGCACCAAGAACAGUUCACAUUUCAAAAUCAUCUAUAGCUGGUAUGAUGUCAGCAUUCUUUCUUAUUCUAGGUAUCACUUCUGGAAUAGUUUUUACUUUCUUAGUUACAUAUGUUGCUGAUAAUUUGGGACCAUUAGAUCGUGUUUCAUUUUAA